AUGGAAGAGUUGCGAUUGUCUGAGGGCGAUGACAGACGCUUGUUCACAUUAUUACCAACCUUCUUUCCUUUCAUUUUUCCGUUAUCCAUUUUCUUUGUCUUUUUCUUUCUUCUGAUUUUCUUUUCUUUUCUCGUUUUCUCUCAAUCAUUUUUUAAUUUCCACUUUCUUUCUUUUUAUCAGUUGGUAUUGCCGAUCAGAGAUACACACACUAUCUAUCUAUCUAUCUAUCUAUCUAUCUAUCUAUCUAUCUAUCUGUCUGUCUGUCUGUCUGUCUGUCAGCCUUUCUAUCUGACCGGCCUUGUCUUUCGCCCAUGUAUCUCUGGACUUGAGUUAGUAACCAUUUUUUCUGUUCAUUAUCUAUCUAUCUAUCUAUCUAUAAAGGAUCGGCGCCCACUCAGCAUGCAGAAAAGAAUCAUUGAACGAACGCACGAACACAGAACAGUGAAAAGAAAGUGCAUUUCUCAAAACCAGCGACUACUCUUGCUUGAUGCUUGCACAUCUCUCCCUCUUUCACUCACACUCUCUCUCUCUGUCUCUGUCUCUAUCUCUCUCUCUCUCUCUCUCUCUCUCUCUCUCUCUCUCUCUCAAGCUUAA
Messenger RNA from Acanthosepion pharaonis, 594 nucleotides. The record is from the annotation of a GenBank genome assembly. NCBI's taxonomy places the organism in Eukaryota, Metazoa, Mollusca, Cephalopoda, Sepiida, Sepiidae.